This is a messenger RNA of Balaenoptera musculus (blue whale), 966 nucleotides long. Its product is annotated as glutathione S-transferase omega-1. The coding region runs from base 61 to 882 and encodes 273 amino acids. Gene Ontology annotation, cellular component: cytoplasm. Lineage: Eukaryota; Metazoa; Chordata; Mammalia; Artiodactyla; Balaenopteridae. Gene Ontology annotation, molecular function: glutathione transferase activity; glutathione dehydrogenase (ascorbate) activity. The transcript has 6 exons. The record is from RefSeq and is a predicted model, not a curated record. Gene Ontology annotation, biological process: L-ascorbic acid metabolic process; glutathione metabolic process.
CGACCGACUUUCUGAAUCGCCUGCAAGCCCCAGCGCGAGCUGGGCCUGUGCUGCGCCGAGAUGUCCGGAGGAUCAGCUAGGAGCCUGGGGAAGGGUGAGGCCUGCCCGCCGCGAUCCGCGGCGACCCUCAGACGCGUGUCGGGGCCAGGGCCUGGGGGCCGGGCUGCUCCGGAGCGGAGCCACGCAGGAGGAAGCGCGCCCCCAGGGCCGGUCCCCGAGGGCCUGAUUCGCGUCUACAGCAUGAGGUUCUGCCCGUUCGCCAAGAGAACGCUCCUGGUCCUGAAGGCCAAGGGAAUUGGGCAUGAAGUCAUUAACAUCAACCUAAAAAAUAAGCCUGAGUGGUUCUUCAAGAAGAAUCCCUUCGGCCUGGUGCCAGUUCUGGAAAACAGUCAGGGUCAAGUGAUCUACGAAUCUGCCAUCACUUGUGAGUACCUGGAUGAAGCAUAUCCAGGAAAGAAGCUGUUGCCAGAUGACCCCUAUGAGAAAGCUUGCCAAAAGAUGGUCUUUGAGUUGUUUUCUAAGGUACCACCUUUGUUAUUAAGCUUUCUUAGAAGGCAAAAUAAGGAAGACUGCUCUGGCGUGAAAGAAGAAUUGCAUAAAGAAUUCAGCAAGCUAGAGGAGGUUCUGACUAAUAAGAAGACAACCUUCUUUGGUGGCAGCUCUCUUUCUAUGAUUGAUUACCUCAUCUGGCCCUGGUUCGAAUGGCUGAUAACCCUGGAGUUAAAUGAAUAUGUAGACCACACUCCAAAUCUUAAGCUCUGGAUGGAAGCCAUGAUGAAAGAUCCUGCAGUAUCAUCCCUCUUCAUUGAUCCAAAGGCCUUUCGAGGUUUCUUAGAUCUCUACUUGCAGAACAACCUCGAGGCCUGUGACUAUGGGCUCUGAAGGGGACAGGAGUCAACAAUGAAAAUAUAUCUGAUAUUUUCCUUCACUAAUAUGAAUAAUAACAUGCUUUUAUUUUACCAAGUG